UACCGUACGUAUUGAGAAAAAAUAUUUGUUCAGUCUUCUCUUCCGAAAGAAAACAAAGGCAAAAAAGUUUAUAUCAAUUGUUUACUUGUAAAACAACCAGUUGUUUUGUGAAACAAAGACUAUAUUUGCAAUCGGCCAACAUUAUCAUAAAAGGCUGGAGCCUGGCUCUACAUUUCUUAAUGGUGAAAACAGCCUAGCCCCUACCUAUCUCACCGGUCUUCUAGGAGCAUUAUUAAGAUGAGCUUGCACACACGUGCGUUAGUCUUCUCCACCUUCUUCGGCAGCUGCCUAGCUAUUGGCCUCUUGCUCGUCAGCAUGACUACUAACCACUGGGUGCGGGCCACUCCACGCCGCAAGAACUCGUUGGACGCCAAAGGCGAAUUCAACUUCGGACUCUUUUACGGCAGCUACCACCUGAAUCCUGGAUUCGGAUUCCGCACAAAUUCGGUUGAUGUGUACACAUAUGUUCGAACAGAAAAUGGCGAUACCAGCUUCGGGCUCUGGCUACUUACUACCGUGGGCACCGGCUUCGCACUCCUGGCCUGCGCUGUGGCCGCAAUCGCCGCUGUCUUCAAGUCAGCCUCUGCGGCCAAAAGAGGAGGCGCAAUGAUGCUUCUCCUGACCUCCAACAUUUGCGCUGCGGCAGCGCAAAUAGUGGCGUUUGUGGCUUGGCUGGUGCAGUUCUACCAAUACUUUAUACAUAACGUUCUUUUAACCGAACACCAGCAGCUGCACUGGUAUAGCAAUGGACUGGCCUAUCUUGGUUACAGCUUCUACCUGGUCGUGAUAUCAACCGUCGUGGUGCUGCUGAAUAUCGCCGUCCUGUUGUAUGCCCGGCGACGCGACCUCCGCGACCGACAAUGCUUGGAGGCGCCAAGUGACGAUAAAAACAAGGCCGCCAUAAUGCUGUACUAAGGAAGACCCAAAUUAACCUCUACAAAUCUGCUUGACAAACGUUCGAGCAGCGACAUUUAGUAAUCUCAGUGGCACAAAUAGUUUUGCCUUACCUAAUAAUGCCUUUACCUUGCCAACAACAAGGGCUGUCUAUAUUUUCAUUUCAAUUUGUGGUAUAUUCGUUUCAAUAAGUGUUUACUCCUAUGAUUUUUCAGCAAAAUAAGAGAAUCUUAAGCGCACAACACUGCCAGCACCUAUUUAUAUAUCUUUUCAAUCCAUAUACAUACUAAAAUGUCAUUUUUCCAUAACGUGUAUUUACUGCCAUCGGCAGCCAAGUAUUUUUAUGUGCAUAUUUACAAAUAAAACAACAGUCAUUGUUCAAAAAAAGAAAA
This is a messenger RNA of Drosophila yakuba, 1286 nucleotides long. RefSeq lists its product as uncharacterized. NCBI's taxonomy places the organism in Eukaryota, Metazoa, Arthropoda, Insecta, Diptera, Drosophilidae. The coding region runs from base 238 to 915 and encodes 225 amino acids. The transcript is spliced from 3 exons. The record is from RefSeq and is a predicted model, not a curated record.